Molecule: messenger RNA, 1782 nt
Organism: Sphenostylis stenocarpa
Lineage: Eukaryota; Viridiplantae; Streptophyta; Magnoliopsida; Fabales; Fabaceae
Source: the annotation of a GenBank genome assembly
AUGGGAUGCGUUUGUGGCAAGUUUUCUCCCCCUCACCAAGCUGAGAGGCGGAAACGGGCAGUGAAGAGAGUUGUGAAGAAGGGUUCGAGGCCACGCUCCUCGAAUGUGGGAGAGAGGGUGACAAGGGAGACUCAGAGACAGAGAGUUAGUGUGCGGGUCAAUAAGGAUUCAGGUGGAGAUGUUGUAGGAGGAGGAGGAGGAGACGAGGAAAAAGUUGAUGCUAAAAAAGAAAAGAUUAGGGCAUGGGAGGAUACUGCUAAAGAAAGUAAGAGUAGUAAAGAUUCUGAGGAAUCCAAAAAUGAAUUUGUGGGUGGGUGGCCAAAGUGGUUACUGGAUAACAUUCCCGCCAAUGUUCUGGCUAAGCUUGUUCCCAAGAGUGCUGAUUCUUAUGAAAAACUUGCCAAGAUAGGACGUGGAACAUAUAGCAAUGUGUACAAAGCAAGAGAGAAGGGCACAAGAAAGAUUGUAGCUUUGAAGAAGGUACGGUUUGACACGUCGGAUUCUGAAAGCAUAAAGUUUAUGGCAAGAGAGAUCAUGUUUCUGCAGAAGCUGGAUCAUCCCAAUAUCAUCAAGCUUAAAGGACUAGCAACAUCGAGGAUGCAGUAUAGUCUUUAUCUAGUUUUUGACUUAAUGCAGUUUGAUCUCACUCGCAUUAUCUCUCGACCGGGGGAGACACUCACCGAACCACAGAUCAAGUGCUAUAUGCAGCAGCUUCUUUCUGGUCUCCAGCACUGUCACGAGAGGGGAAUUAUGCACCGAGACAUCAAGGCUUCUAACUUGUUAAUAGACAGAAGAGGGGUGCUGAAAAUUGCAGAUUUUGGGCUUGCAACUUCCAUUGAAUCUGAAAAGCCUCUAACAAAUAGAGUGGUAACACUUUGGUAUAGAGCUCCAGAGCUUCUUUUGGGUUCAACCGAUUAUGGAUGUAGCAUUGAUCUCUGGAGUGCAGGGUGCCUCUUGGCUGAGAUGUUUGUUGGAAGACCAAUUAUGCCUGGCAGGACAGAGGUUGAACAAAUUCACAUGAUCUUCAAACUUUGUGGUUCUCCUCCAGAGGAUUACUUUAAAAAACUGAAGCUAACAACAAGCUACAGGCCUCCACAACAUUACAAACCUACUUACCAAGAGAAUUUCCACAAGUUUCCUUCUUCUUCCCAGCCACUCUUGGCUACACUUCUUGAUCUCAACCCUGCAAAUCGUGGCAGUGCUGCCUCUGCGCUCCAAAGUCAAUUCUUCCAAUGUAGUCCAUUAGCAUGUGACCCUUCAGCUUUGCCAGUAAUCCACAAAAAUGAGGACGAACGCUUACAAACCAAGAGAGGCAAAAGGGACAGGGCUUCUAAAAGAGGGCAACCAUCUCAAACAAGUAAAAGUGAAGCUAGUGAAUCGGAAAAAAAGCAAAUUGCUGAAAAACCCCGUCAAAAUGCAGAAUCAUCAAAAGAGAAGAAUGUGAAAGAACAGAAGCAGGGUCAAGAAACUGGACAUAGUGGUAGCAGCACAUCUUCUGGGUCAAAACUUUUCAUGAAUGAAGGGAUCACAAAUGCAUCUUUAUCGCCAGUUUUUUUCUCUAGUGGCAGUGUGAGAAAAUCUCCCAAAACAGAGGGUCACCCAAAUGCUCUUAAGAACAUAAAGAACUAUAGUGCUCUCUUACAGGCCUCUAUGAUUGAUAUGAUCAACCGCAAUGAGGGCAACGAAGUUCCUCAGCUUCGAAAAUCCUUAUCUGCGUUGGAUUUUCGACUUGGUCCAGACAAGCUAUCAAACCUCUAUGGCUUGCCUGAUAAACAGAUUUAA